Durusdinium trenchii is the source of this 1574-nucleotide messenger RNA. NCBI's taxonomy places the organism in Eukaryota, Dinophyceae, Suessiales, Symbiodiniaceae. The record is from the annotation of a GenBank genome assembly.
CCCACCAUAGGCUCCACCUAGUGCCUUGAAGCUAGUAGCCGCAAGGGUCCCAUGAUGGCAUCAUGGCGGUGGAGGAUUUCUUGCCCAGCGUGGAAGCCACCCAGCUUGUGGUGCGGAGUGGCGAGGGAUUUCAUGAGGAUUUUCCAAGCUUACACCAGCUCCUGGAGUAUGAGGAGCCUUGUGAGGUUUGUCGGGCUAUCCUUCGAUUGAUGCGACGGCUUUUGUGCAGACGAUCGGAGGUGAGUGAAGCAGCAAUGGUGGAACGUGAAGGGCUUUUGCCCUGGAUCCAUGAAUGGUUGGAAAUGAGUCAAGAAGAGCGACUUGCACUGACCAAGAUUGCAGUUAACGGCUUCACUGCUUUGACAGUGCAGAUGCAGGCGCGUCACUUGGCGUUGCUCAUCGAUAUCCAGCUCGCGCACAUGUGGGUUGAACACGCUUUCCGAGAAAGCGAAUCUCAGGAAAGCUCGCGAACAUGUUCUGAACGGGUGGCGAGAGGUGCGCGAGUGUACCGCACAUUGUUGGCUGCUUUAGCUGUGCUUCCAGACACGGAACUGGAUUCGAUUGGCCAGGCCGCAGCGGCUGAACUUCAAGCAGCAAUUACUCCCAUCAGCAUGGCCCGCGUGGUGUUGCGUUUGUCAGCCACGAGACGAAGGCAGCUGAUGGACAUUCUGGUAGAGGAACAAGUUUUGGAAGAAGGGUCCGCUUUGAGGCUGUUCCGGGCUUUGUCAGCGUUGGAGUCUAUGAUGGGCGCAGAUGCGCUGGAUGCUGUUCUUACAGGCAUGGAUGCUGCUGCAAGUGCCAGCGCUGGCAUUCUAAGUGUUGGAUCCGGAGUCCUUGCAGCAGGUGCUGGCGUUCUAGAUUCUGUCACAAGCAUCAGCACUACUAGACCUAUGCAAGCUCUUGGUGCGUGGUCUUACGAUUCCUUGUUUGGAGAAGAUGGAGGUGAUCAAGUCUUGGAGAAUGAGGCCGAGAAUCAUGCUUCGCAAGAAGUUCCUGAUGCACAAGGAGCAGCAGAUUUCUUCUGACACCACAAGUCUUCAGACGCCUAUACUUGGGCACUGGCCAUCCCGAGUCUGGAGUGUUUCAGAAGCCUUUGGCACCAAUCUCCAUCAUAUCAUCACUGGAUUUCCAGAUCCAUGAUACAGAGGAUUUUGUUCAGGCCCUCUCGUCCGAAGAGGGAUUGCAGAAGUAGAAGAAGCCACAAGCGAUUGCAGGCCAACAAGGCUUAGCAGAUUAUCGUUCUUUUUCGUGUAUCGACUUACGAAGCCAGGCCGACAGUGAGAGCUUUCGAACCCCUUGGUACGAGUAAGAGAGCUGUCAGUUGCAGUCCUGUGAAGAGAGCAAUGCGUCUUGCAAAGCCAUUGCAAGUUGCCGAUGCAAGAUAGUACAAGGCAAGAUAGACUGGUGAAGUCAAGAAGCUCUGGUGUGGGGUGCUCAAACUCUCUGAGAGGGCUUCGAGGAGCCCGUGCGAAAAGAUGUGAAAACCAGUCGUCCAAGCGAGGCUUUUGUUCUGCUUUGGGUCUUUUCUACUAGCGUUGGCCUCCAACCAACUUUGUAACAACUCAGCACUCAGC